Messenger RNA from Pseudophryne corroboree (corroboree frog), 3537 nucleotides. Its product is annotated as oocyte zinc finger protein XlCOF6-like. Lineage: Eukaryota; Metazoa; Chordata; Amphibia; Anura; Myobatrachidae. Gene Ontology annotation, molecular function: RNA polymerase II cis-regulatory region sequence-specific DNA binding; DNA-binding transcription factor activity. Bases 39 to 2576 code for a protein of 845 amino acids. Gene Ontology annotation, biological process: regulation of transcription by RNA polymerase II. The transcript is spliced from 2 exons. The record is from RefSeq and is a predicted model, not a curated record.
GGGGACACACAAGCAGGAAUAUCUCAGAAGGACAUCUAAUGUUAUCCCCGGAUUGUGAAAUAAGAGAUAAUGACAGUAUACAGGAAUCUCCAGGAGCAAACCCCAUUGCCCCAAUUAUACAUCCAGCUCUAUCAGCUGAUCCCCCUGAUCCUGGGAAAUGUUCUCCUGAUCACUCUGAUAUUGGUGCAUCUGUUACAGCUCUAACAGUAGAUACAGUGUUUCCAUGUUCUAUAGAUGCCAAAUGUUUUACACAGAACACAAAGCGUAUUACCCAUCAGCCCGCUAAGGCAGGUGAGAGGUCAUUUCCAUGUUCUGAGUGUGGGAAAUGUUUUACAUACAAAUCAGCUCUUGUUACACAUCAGAGAAGACACACAGGUGAGAAGCUAUUUCCAUGUUCUGAGUGUAAGAAAUGUUUUGCAUGGAAAUCACAUCUGGUUACACACCAGCAAAUUCACACAGGUGAGAAGCCAUUUCCAUGUUCUGAGUGUGGGAAAUGUUUUGCACGGAAAUCACAUCUUGUUAGACAUCAGCAAAGUCACACAGGUGAGAAGCCAUUUCCAUGUUCUGAGUGUGGGAAAUGUUUUGCACAGAAAUCAGAACUUGUUAUACAUCAGAAAAGUCACACAGGUGAGAAGCCAUUUCCAUGUUCUGAGUGUGGGAAAUGUUUUGCACAGAAAUCAGAACUUGUUAAACAUCACAGAAGUCACACAGGUGCGAAGCCAUUUCCAUGUUCUGAGUGUGGGAAAUGUUUUGCAUUCAAAUCAGAUCUUGUUAAACAUCAGAGAAGUCACACAGGUGAGAAGCCGUUUUCUUGCUCUGAGUGCGGGAAAUGUUUUUCCUGGAAAUCACUACUUGUUAUACAUCUGCGAAGUCACACAGGGGAGAAUCCAUUUCCAUGUUCUGAGUGUGGGAAAUGUUUUCAACACAAAUCACAUCUUGUUACACAUCAAAGAAGUCACACAGGUGAGAAGCCAUUUCAAUGUUCUGAGUGUGGAAAAUGUUUUAUUCAGAAAACACAACUUGUUAUACAUCAGAGAAGUCACACAGGAGAGAAGCCAUUUCCAUGUUCUGAGUAUGCCAAAUGUUUUAUACAGAACACAAAGCUUAUUACCCAUCAGCCAGCUAUGGCAGGUGAGACUCCAUUUCCAUGUUCUGAGUGUGGAAAAUGUUUUACAUACAAAUCACUUCUUGUAAUACAUAAGAGAAUACAUACAGGUGAGAAACCAUAUUCCUGUUCUGAGUGUGGGAAAUGUUUUACAUACAAAUCAACUCUUGAUGCACAUAAGAGAAGUCACACAGGUACAUCACCAUUCCCAUGUUCUGAGUGUGGGAAAUAUUUUGCACGGAAAUCACAACUUAUUACACAUCAGCGAAGUCACACAGGUGAGAAGCCAUUUCCAUGUUCUGAGUGUGGGAAAUGUUUUACCCAGAAAUCACAACUUAUUAAACAUCAGCGAAGUCACACAGGUGAAAGGCCAUUUCCAUGUUCUGAGUGUGGGAAAUGUUUUGCAUGGAAAUCACAACUUAUUACACAUCAGCGAAGUCACACAGGUGAGAAGCCAUUUCCAUGUUCUGAGUGUGGGAAAUGUUUUACCCAGAAAUCACAACUUAUUAAACAUCAGCGAAGUCACACAGGUGAAAGGCCAUUUCCAUGUCCUGAGUGUGGGAAAUGUUUUGCACAGAAAUCAGAUCUUGUUAGUCAUAACAGAAGUCACACAGGUGAGAAUCCAAUUUCUUGCUCUGAGUGUGGGAAAUGUUUUACACGGAAAUCACAACUUGUUACACAUCAGCGAAGUCACACAGGUGAAAGGCCAUUUCCAUGUCCUGAGUGCGGGAAAUGUUUUGCACAGAAAUCAGAUCUUGUUAGUCAUAACAGAAGUCACACAGGUGAGAAUCCAAUUUCUUGCUCUGAGUGUGGGAAAUGUUUUACACGGAAAUCACAACUUGUUAUACAUCACAGAAGUCACACAGGUGAGAAGCCAUUUUCUUGCUCUGAGUGUGGGAAAUGUUUUGCCCGGAAAUCACAACUUGUUAUACAUCGCAGAAGUCACACAGGUGCGAAGCCAUUUUCUUGCUCCGAGUGUGGGAAAUGUUUUACAAUGAAAUCACAUCUUGUUAGACAUCAGCAAAGUCACACAGGUGAGAAGCCAUUUCCAUGUUUUGAGUGUGGGAAAGGUUUUGCACGCAAAUCAGCUCUUUUUAUACAUCACAGAAGUCACACAGGUGAGAAGCCAUUUCCAUGUUCUGAGUGUGGGAAAGGUUUUGCACACAAAUCAGUUCUUGUUACACAUCACAGAAGUCACACAGGUGAGAAGCCAUUUUCAUGUUCUGAGUGUGGGAAAUGUUUUACACAGAAAUCACAACUUGUUACACACCAGAGAAGUCACACAGGUGAGAAGCCAUUUCCAUGUUCUAAGUGUGGGAAAUGUUUUGCACAGAAAUCACAACUUGUUACACACCAGAGAAGUCACACAGGUGAGAAGCCAUUUCCAUGUUCUAAGUGUGGGAAAUGUUUUGCACAGAAAUCACAACUUGUUACACACCAGAGAAGUCACACAGGUGAGAAGCCAUGUUAAUCUUCUGGAGUAUACUUAUCAUUGCCAUGCGUUGCUCUUCAAGUUUCUUUUCCUAUCUCCUAUGCUUUUUGCAAAAUACAUGCUCCUGCAGGGUGAAAUAAUCAGGUGUCAUGCCCUCAUCUACCACUGCUAUGUAGAUGACCUGUCUUUUGCUCCAAGUACUGAGAACCCAGUACCAAUCCUAAAUGUCUAGCUGAGCUCCAGGUGUGGGUGAUGCCAGUUCGCUGUGACUCAAACCUGGUGAAUCGUCCUUAUGAUAGAAGCUCACCAACAAAGGGCAGGGCUACAGCUCAGCUUUGCAAACCAACUAGACUUGUGCUUGGAUCUUCAGAGUUACAAAAUGCUGAUCAUGUGCGGAAUCUUGGUGUCCUGGAUUAUGGAGUGACACUUAGACAUCAGGUAUCAGCCACAAUCAGAUCCUCAUCUGAGGAACAUAGCCAGACUCCAGCACUUAUUUCCCUCAGAAGAUCUACCUACAGUCAUACAUGCAUUGCAUCAUCACACAUAGACUACUGUAAUGUCCUCUACCUGGGUCUCCCAGCAAAAGAAUUGCACCGCUUGUAGCUUUUACAGAAUGCAGCAGCCAGGCUGUUACCUAACCAACCUGUUCCUGCCACAUAACACCCAUUCUCUGCUCCCUUCACCGGCUACCUGUAAGAUGGUGACUCUAUUACAUAAUCUUUCUGACUCUCCCAGCCCUAAAUGACCAGGGUCCUUGGUACCAGAAGCAGCUUCUGCCUCCUUACUGCCCUGCUUACUUCCAUAUGGAGAUGAAGGACUGUUACCAGCAAUACCAAGAAUCCCCAAGCAGUGCUGAGAUGUCAGGGGGGAGACAGAGUGGUGGCACUAUUGCUGUAGUGGGGCCUGCCGAAGGCAUUGUCAGUGGGUAAUAUUGUCCUCAAGCGGUGCUGAGGUGUCAGGGGGAGACACAGUGGCUGGCAGUAGUGGGGGGAAGACUUUG